AUGGUGAACGUGCCAAAGACGAAGAAGACGUACUGCGGCGGCAAGUGCAAGAAGCACACCACCCACAAGGUUACCCAGUACAAGAAGGGCAAGGACAGCGUCUACGCUCAAGGAAAGAGGCGUUACGACAGGAAGCAGAGCGGAUAUGGUGGACAGACCAAGCCCGUCUUCCACAAGAAGGCCAAGACGACGAAGAAGAUCGUGCUGAGGCUGCAGUGCCAGUCGUGCAAGCACAUGCACCAGACGCCCAUCAAGCGUUGCAAGCACUUCGAGAUUGGCGGAGACAAGAAGGGCAAGUCCACCUCCCUGUUCUAA
Closterium sp. NIES-65 is the source of this 315-nucleotide messenger RNA. The record is from the annotation of a GenBank genome assembly. Lineage: Eukaryota; Viridiplantae; Streptophyta; Zygnematophyceae; Desmidiales; Closteriaceae.